Penicillium subrubescens is the source of this 1123-nucleotide messenger RNA. RefSeq lists its product as uncharacterized. The transcript has 3 exons. Lineage: Eukaryota; Fungi; Ascomycota; Eurotiomycetes; Eurotiales; Aspergillaceae. The record is from RefSeq and is a predicted model, not a curated record. The coding region runs from base 38 to 1123 and encodes 361 amino acids.
GACGUUUAUAGACCCUAGAGUGGUGUUACUCGCAAAUAUGACGAUGCGCCGCAAACAAUUAAAACCAGCAUCCACCUCCCCUUUUUCAUACUCUUCCUCCUCGUCAUCGUCCUUCUAUCCGUCUUCCCUCAGCAGCAGCUCAUAUUCUGACAGUCUUUCCUCUGGAUCGCACUCUCGUUUCUCCCCCUCCCGCCCGCGGGACCAUCUCGAGCAUCUGAUCCUCAAGCACGGCUACCCCACUCCCGUCUCCUUGUCCUCCCUGCGGGAUUUGACGGCCACCUCCUCCACAUAUAACCCGCCCACCCCUCCUCACCCACGACGCUCUCGUCGAUCGGACUCAAUUCCCAUCGACGCCUUUGAGUCUCUGACCCUCUCUGCCUCGUCAACCCGGCCCAUUCCAAUCCCUCGCCGCCGCCACGGCCUAGAGUUCGACGAUCAUCUACCUGUGACGCCGCUGACGGGCCGCUUUGAUCACGACGAUUACCUUGAAGACUGGGAGCGUGCCUCGCUCUCCGCCAAAUCCAGACACCUACGUUCGCCGCCUCGGGCAUCCCGUCCGAGCCGAUAUUACAACAAUCCUCCUCCUCCUCCUCCUUCCAGCAUGCGUGCCGACCAUUCCCCCUUCUACUCCCCGGUUGCUUCACCCACCAUGUCGCCCCGCCGCCCGAGUUCUCCACAACCCUCGCGCUCGCGCACCCAAAACCCAUCCAAGUCCAUGCCAGGCUUCCAUCUCGGCAGCCUCCCUCGCUUUCACCCAGCGGUCUACCAGUCCAGCACGGGCGGCCACUCGGUGACCGGUCAGCCGCCAUCGCCCCGGCAGUCCCGGCAACAAAAUUACCGCACGACAUCGGGGUCACGCGACAUUAAAUGGCAGUACCGGGACUUGCUGGAUGGCGCAACGCAAAGUCCGUCAGCUCCGCGCCUUGAUCCCCUGCGUAGCCCGGGUCCUGUCACCCCGCUGGCGCUCGAGUCCGCUGACUAUCUGGCUGCCGGUAAUGCCGGUAACGCGGCCCAUGCUGCUGGUCAGCAUUCGGGUCCGCCCCCGGACUUGGUGGAGAAGUUGAUUGCGCACGAGAAUGAAAAGGCUCGGCAGAAGAACCGUUUGUCAGCUAAGGGCCGAUGA